Molecule: messenger RNA, 1112 nt
Organism: Betta splendens (Siamese fighting fish)
Lineage: Eukaryota; Metazoa; Chordata; Actinopteri; Anabantiformes; Osphronemidae
Exons: 3
Coding region: 42-1112 (356 amino acids)
Source: RefSeq, a predicted model, not a curated record
UUUUUUUUUUUUGACGGCGAGUAUUAUUCACCCAAGGGAGUAUGGAGUUUACCUGCGCCGAGCUACCUAGCGACCUACAAGGUUAUUUUAAAAUCCUCGCGGAGGAUUACCGACGGGCGAUUAACCCGGAAAACCAGCGCAGCGCCGUGGAGGUGGCGGUAUUGACUCUGGAGGACGAGGACAGUGUGUUAGAGCGCCCCGGUGUUCGUCGCCUCUAUGAGCGAUUGUGCGCAAGGCUCGAUGAGUUAAGCAACGCGCUCCGCACCACACCAGCCCCCACGCCGCCCGCUCGGAUUACGCCAGCCCCGGGCGCACCGCCGAUGGUUUCGGUUUCCUCCUCCCAGCCCCGUCGGACCGUCGUGUCUGCACCAACCUGCCCAGCUCCAUGUUUGCUCCGCUGGGAGGACUCCCUGCACUCAUGCGGUCCCCAGUCUCCAGUCCAGUCGCGAGCUGUUCAGUCUCCAGUCCAGCCGCGAGCUGUUCAGUCUCCAGUCCAGCCGUGUUUUGCCCAGGCUCCAGUUCAGCCGUGUUUUGCCCAGUCUCCAGUUCAGCUGUGUUUUGCUCAGUCUCCAGUUCAGCCGUGUUUUGCUCAGUCUCCAGUUCAGCCGUGUUUUGCUCAGUCUCCAGUUCAGCUGUGUUUUGCCCAGUCUCCAGUUCAGCCGUGUUUUGCCCAGUCUCCAGUUCAGCCGUGUUUUGCCCAGUCUCCAGUUCAGCCAUGCUCCGCUCAGGCUCCAGUCGCAGUUCAGCCUCGCCACGCUCAGGUUUUAGUGCAGCCCUGUCACGCUCAGGUUCCAGCCCCAGCCCAGCCGAGCCCAGUUCGGGCUCUAGCCCCGUUCCAGUCGAGCCCAGUCCAGUCGAGCCCAGUCCAGUCGAGCCCAGUCCAGGUUUCAGCCCAGUCGAGCCCAGUCCAGGCUUCACGUGAAACUGUUCUUCGCUUCCACACCAAAAACAGUGCAUACAACGUUGACCUCCCCCAGCCUGCUGGCAGACGAAACACCUCCUUGGAGCACGAGAAGGAGGGUAGGUGUAUUGGUGGUUCGGGUACUGAUGCUGCACUGGGGCUGGUACCGGGACCUGGACAGGAUGGCCUCCUAAUUGCAGGUGGAGCAUAG